AUUGUGUUUAGGUUACAACAGUAUUCAUUACACAGCCAGUAAACAAGCAUUGCUGGGUCCAGACGCUGUUCUCUCUUAAAGUUUUCGCUUGUUUGUGCAUCUAAAAUUACAGUUCAUCGAUCACGUGGAGUCUCUGGAAACAUGUUGAUCUACGUAGCUCUUCUAGUUUUGAUGACCCCUAGCUGGGGCGCGCUGACCCCCAGGGAACUGACUGAUGCACAGAAAGAAAAAGUAAUACUUCUGACAACCUGGGGCUUCUUGAAUAUGUGCCCCGAGGGCAGCGGUGCUAAGGAAUUACUCGAAAAACUAUCUACUGAUGAGUUUCCUGGCCAACUGGAGUCUGACAAGUGGAACGUAAUGGGGGUUUUGAUCCAGGGCAUUCAAGAGAAUCAGAAUGCGUCAUUGGAUUAUCUUCAACUGCCGACUGAAGACAAACUCAAGUACAUUCUCUACGGUUUUAUUAUGUCAAUGUGUGGCGCCGCGCAAGAAAUCGUCGGAGAAGUACAAAUGCUAGAGGCUGGCAUCACACCUUCAAAUUAGAAGCAAAUGAUGUUGUUUUAUAUGCGCCUGGAAUUUAUUAAGAAAUCAAAAAUGAAAAGAUCGGUAUAUAUUUACUAGCUAAUAGUUUUGACUCAUUCGAAGUUUUGUAAAGUGUAGUACCAAUAAAUGUGUAUAUAGUAAAUAUCUUA
Molecule: messenger RNA, 689 nt
Organism: Biomphalaria glabrata
Lineage: Eukaryota; Metazoa; Mollusca; Gastropoda; Planorbidae
Exons: 5
Coding region: 142-540 (132 amino acids)
Source: RefSeq, a predicted model, not a curated record